AUGCCCUAUCAAUAUGUCGCUCUUUUUUGCUACCUAGAGUCUUUUCUACUGGAAAAUCUACUCACCCACUGGACAUGGCUUACUUACGGAUUACCGAUCCCGCAGCAAUCUUUCUCUACUAAAAGCCCGGUUUCCUCUUCUCGUGUAAUUCCGUCUACACUGAUACAAGCACCUUCUUCAGUUUCAUCCGGUUCGGUGGCUUUUAAGAAAGCUUCUGGGGAUGGCUAUAAUUUAGCUAGUGCCGAGGAGUACGCUCGCAAUUUUCUCGCUUCUUCGAUAGACUCAAAUGACAUUCAUACUACUCUCUGUGACCCUCAGUCGCACUUACAUCAACAGCCACAACACCAGUCAAGGCUACAUAAAUCUACCAGAUCGUGUCAAAAGGACCCUGGCUAUUUUCCGGAGCUUUCAGUUUCUGAAUCAUCUGCAUCUGGCAUCCAAGGCGUAGCUGUUGCUUCAUCCCAGUUUCCACCCCUUUUUAAUCCUAUCGCUCCGAAUUCUAUCAUAUCUUUUGACUUUAUUACUCCUCAGUCUACCCUAUAUCGUUCAAAAGUCACUGAAGCAGCCAGAGGGGGAAAGGAAUGCGAUGGACUAAAGGCUAUCCGAGCUACCUCUGCCGCCACUUCCUCAUGCCAUCAAAGUGAUCGACAUGAAGAAGGGAAUGCGGAUUUAAAAAAGGAUGAACCGGUGAUAAUCAGAAGAUCAGAAUGUCUCGAAGAAGAACGGAUAGGAGUAGGAGACGACAAAACUGAUCCGAUGAUAGCAAAAGAAAGUCUGAUAAAGACGCACGAAGGUCAUGAGUCAGCCUCAAAAAGCCUACCAGUUGUUGAGUCGGAAAUAAAUUCGAAAUUCCGCCAUGACUUGGCUCUGCAGGCUAAACCUUGUUUCACAGUCGACGUCACCACUUGUAAAUUUUCCUUUUUCAUGACUCAUUAA
This is a messenger RNA of Protopolystoma xenopodis, 936 nucleotides long. The record is from the annotation of a GenBank genome assembly. NCBI's taxonomy places the organism in Eukaryota, Metazoa, Platyhelminthes, Monogenea, Polystomatidea, Polystomatidae.